Diaporthe amygdali is the source of this 2523-nucleotide messenger RNA. Its product is annotated as helicase-like protein. Gene Ontology annotation, molecular function: ATP-dependent chromatin remodeler activity; ATP binding; DNA binding. Bases 1 to 2523 code for a protein of 840 amino acids. The record is from RefSeq and is a predicted model, not a curated record. Gene Ontology annotation, cellular component: nucleus. The transcript is spliced from 4 exons. NCBI's taxonomy places the organism in Eukaryota, Fungi, Ascomycota, Sordariomycetes, Diaporthales, Diaporthaceae.
AUGGCUGUGGAUUCGUCCUCUUCGAUUGAUGGGGCAUCUCCUGCCGGACAUCCCGACAGCAGCCCGCCCUCGUCCCCCCCAGCUGAGCCACCCAAGGACGAAGCUGCCCCCCAAGAUAGCCUUGAGCGCGAGGAAGCCAAGGCGCUGGAGCGCAAUCUUGAGGCCGAGAAUAAACGCAAGGCAUCACUCAAGCGCAAGAGAAAGGCGGUCACGAAGGCUCAAAGAGAGGCAAAAGCCAAAGAGCUUGAUAAUCUACUCAGGCAGAGCGCCGCUUUUGCUGACAUAUUACGUGGCAAAACCAGUGUUCUGGGCCGAGUCGGCACGGCUCUUGACGGCGAGACACUUGGUGACCAUGAUCUCCAAAUGGCUGCACAGCCCAAGUGUCUGGUGGGAGGUACAAUGCGAGACUACCAGUUGGAAGGUGUUUCGUGGAUGUACGAAGUUUGCUUACAGGGCAUGAGUGGCAUCCUGGCUGACGAGAUGGGCUUGGGCAAGACGAUCCAGACCAUCGGCAUCAUUGGCCUGCUUCGCGAACAGGAAAACUACCUUGGCCCGCACAUCAUCAUUGCACCGCUUAGUACUUUGUCCAACUGGAUCGCUGAGUUUAAGAAAUGGGCGCCUUCCAUUCCAGUUUUGAUGUACCACGGUACUCCUUCAGAACGUCAAAAGCUGCGAAGCACCAAGAUGUUUCCGUAUUUGGACAAAAAGGGCAAACCUACUGAUCGAUUUCCUGUGGUCUGCACAAGUUAUGAGAUGGAUGAGGGGCACCGCCUGAAGAACGCUGAGGCUCGCCUGUUCCAGGAAAUUUGCAAGUUUCGUAGUGCGACUCGUUUCCUCAUAACAGGCACUCCUUUGCAGAACAAUCUCAAGGAAUUGUGGUCUCUGCUUCAUUUCCUGAUGCCGAGGAUCUUCACUGACUGGGAAGCUUUUGAAACCUGGUUUGAUUUUAGUGAUCUCCAAGAUGAAGAAGGUACUGAGCAGUUUAUUGAGGACAAGACCAAACAGGAUUUGGUGAAGAAGAUCCACACUGUGCUUCAACCAUUGCUGCUCCGUCGUGUCAAAGCCGACGUUGCCAACUAUCUCCCCAAAAAACGAGAGUACGUUCUUUACGCUCCAAUGACGAAGGAGCAGACGGAUCUCUACAACGUCAUUACGAACAAAAAGGCAGACACCAGAGCAUAUCUCGAGCAGAAGGUUGUCGAGAGACUGACGGGGACCACGAACACACCGGCCGGAUCUAGGAAAGCCACACCGAGCUCGUCACGAUCCGUCAGUGUUGUCAAGACCGAGAAAGACGUGGACAGUGAUUCAGCUGGAAAGACCAAGAAUGCAUUUUCGCUCUUGAUGGGACAACCCAAGAAGAGAGGCAGGCCGGCUAAGAAUGCGACCAAGCCAAAUGGCAACACCACAAAGCGAAAGGAACCACCUACCUCCGAGACUUCCACCCCUAAGACUACGCGAACCACUAAAGACUCGACCCCAGCGAAAUCCGCUAGGGGUCGCUCACGCAAGGUCACUCGACGUUCGAUGAAACUGAACGAGUCCGACGAUGACGAGCUGUCCGACGACGAAUUUGAGGCAAAACUCGCACAGGAGUAUGCUGAAGAUAAUGAGGCCGAGACCAUAUCCACUCCUGAAUCCACCGAGGAGAUGGAGCGAGCUGCAACCCUCGAGCUCGCCAAGAAAGAAAUAUCCCACAAGAAGCUUGGAAAUGACUUGAUGCAGUUGCGGCUCACCUGCAAUUCACCCCACAACUUCUACAACCCCUGGCCAAAUGCGGAGGACAUUGAUGAGAGCAUCGUUACCUCAUCGGGAAAGAUGCUACUUCUUGAUCGCCUCCUUCCUGCGCUGUUUGAGAGGGGCAGUAAGGUUCUUAUCUUUUCCCAGUUUUCCACACAACUAGAUAUCUUGUGGGAUUACUGUGCCGAGCUUCGUGGUUGGAACACUUGCCGGAUCAGUGGCAACGUCUCGCACCAAGAUCGGCAGGCUCAGAUUGAGGAAUUCAACAACAAUCCAGAGUGCAAGUUGUUCAUCUUGACAACACGUGCAGGAGGCCAGGGCAUCAACCUUGCCAGCGCAGACACGGUCAUCCUGUUUGAUUCUGAUUGGAAUCCACAACAAGAUUUACAAGCUCAGGAUCGAGCACAUAGAAUCGGCCAAACCCGACCCGUGAUCGUAUAUCGGCUCGCGACAAAGGGGACAGUAGAGGAGGACCUGCUCAUGAGUGCUGACGCCAAGCGGCGUCUCGAGAAGCUCGUGAUCAAGAAGGGUAGUUUCAAGAACUUGGGCCAGAAAAAGGAUCUCAACGAGGGCCUGGACAAGGAGACCCUGCGCUCACUCCUGCUCAAGGAUGGUGAGGUAUUCAGGUUCUCAGGCGACAAAACCAUUCUCAGCGAUGCGGACCUGGACAUACUGUGCGACAGGAGUGACGCCGCGUAUGACCGUGCUGCAGCAGGUGCCGGUAAUGCGGAUGGAUUCACAGUUGUUGAAACUGGUGCUAAGGGCCUUGCCACCAUGGGUUGA